Messenger RNA from Salpingoeca rosetta, 595 nucleotides. RefSeq lists its product as uncharacterized. Lineage: Eukaryota; Choanoflagellata; Craspedida; Salpingoecidae. The coding region runs from base 32 to 376 and encodes 114 amino acids. The record is from RefSeq and is a predicted model, not a curated record. The transcript is spliced from 2 exons.
UCGUUCACGUUAAGCACAGUGCUGAAAAUUCAUGAGUGUGACCGCUAUUUCUCCGCAACCAACCCGGAAAACACAACAAACAGCAGGCAAGAAGAUCGCGAUGAGCUCAGACGAGGACGAUGACUUCAUGGCCUCGCUGCCACGGUUACCCACCACCAAGGAAGGCGCGACCUGCAAGCUGUGCAAGAAGGUUCCUGUGGAGUACCGUGCCAUGCCUUGUGGCUGCUUCUUGGCCUGUCAGAAAUGCGCAAUGAAGAUUGCCUCUGGAGGCAAGUGCAAGCUAUGCCACAGGUUCUUCAUUCAGUUGUCACGGCUCCCAGAUGACCAGAAGCGCUCCCUGGCCGCAUUGGUGCCCGCCACACCAACACAGCACUAAUCAACCCUACGCGUGUCGAUGCGUGUGUGUGUGCGUGUGUGCGUGUGUGUGCGUGUGUGUGUGUGUGUUUGUGUGUGUGCAUCGAUGUGUGUGUGUGUGUGCAUCGCAUUCUCUCCGUACCUCUUCUCUUCCCCUCUCUUCCCCUCUCUUCCCCUCUCUUCUCCUCUCUUCCCCCUCUCUCUUCCCCACGGAGCAUAAAUAAACCGCAAACCUCACCGA